AUGAAGAUUCCUAGUGAUGCUUCAUGGACCAUCAGGAAAUUGUUUGGCAUUAGGGGCUUGGGGCAACCUUUGAUCCAAUAUAGGAUUGGAAAUGGUGCAGGGACUUUCUUAUGGCAUGGCAAUUGGCAUCCUUUGGGGCCUUUGCAUAAGAGAUUUAGGGAAGAUGUGGUUUUUAAUAUGGGGAGAUCUCUUCAAGCAAAAGUGUUCUCCAUUAUUUUCCAAGGAGAGUGGAGAUGGCCCAGAAUCCGUAAUAGAGUUACUCAAGAGAUAAUCAGUACAAAGCUCAUUCCUCUGUACUUACUGACUUAUCCUAGUGUCAGUGGAGUCCAGAGGCUUUCAUUGCUCAUUUUCAAUUUCCAGGUUUCUCGGGUGGCAAAUCAUUUUACAAAAACCCAAGUAGCGACUCUUCAAAGAUUUCUCAAACAACAGAAAGCGGGCGGUGCAUGGGGGAGCCCCCUUUCCAAAAGGGAAGGAGUGGCCAUUAUUCUGUUGCCUCUACAUGGGAAGCACUUCAAACCAGAAGGCCAAACCCACCUUGGGCAGGAAUUGUCUGGUCCAAAGGUCCCACGAUGGGCCUUCGUGUUAUGGUUGGCCGUUCAAGCCAAGCUGAGUACUAAGGACAAGUUAGCUAAUUGGGGGAUGCAGGUGGAAGACAAAUGUAUGCUCUGCAAUAACGCUAGAGAGACCCACCACCAUUUAUUUUUCCAGUGUCCCUUCUCCUCUAUGGUUUGGCAACAAGUUCUGGUGAGGACUUUGGCGCCAGGCAUUCCUAACACCCUCACAGACAUUGUGGACUGGCUUGUCCAGUAUGGGACGUCCAAGGUUUUUCGAGAUUUAGUGUUACAUAGCACCUUAGCAGUUGUAGUGUAUGGCAUUUGGAUUGAAAGGAAUGCUGGAGUGUUUCAAGGCCUAUCCAAACAGGUUGACAUCGUGUCCCUUAACGUGAUUAACUCUAUCAAAGAUUUUCUACGCUCCAGAAGAUGUGUUAAGAACUCCACUUUGAACAAGGCUUUGAGUGACAAAUGGAGGCUUCCGGAUAGUAUUUUUUCAAUGUAA
Molecule: messenger RNA, 1056 nt
Organism: Rhododendron vialii
Lineage: Eukaryota; Viridiplantae; Streptophyta; Magnoliopsida; Ericales; Ericaceae
Exons: 4
Coding region: 1-1056 (351 amino acids)
Source: RefSeq, a predicted model, not a curated record